GUGCUUUUUAUACUCUUUCUCUUUAAAUAAUAUGCCACCUAAUAUACAGCAAGAACCUUUAUUAAAACAAACCUCAUUUGUCAAUAGCUUUUGGUCCAAAAACAAGUCUGGUAUGGUUCAACUAUUGGACUAUAUCAAAUCAACCCAUGACGAUUUAGAUAUUGUUUAUAGUAUUUAUACUCAAAGGGCAAAUCUGGAAAAAGAGUUUGGUGAAAAGCUAUUGGCUCUUUCAAAUGCCCAGGAACUAGAUGUGCCUGCUGAAGACGGAGUCGCAGGAGCCUAUCAAGCAAUCGCAAUGGAGCUCAAGAAGACGGCUGAGUCACAUAUAGAUUUAUCAAAUAAACUAAAGGACCAAGUAGCAAGUGAACUCGAGGCCAAGCUAUCAGAGUAUAGAACUCUAUUUGACAAAUGGAACACGACUCUGCAGCAAGUGUAUGAUGAAAGACAAGAAAAGACGAUUGAACUACUGAGAGUGCGUUCUCAAUAUUUGAAAGAGCAUGAUCUUGCCAAAGGACAGUCAAAUCCAUCGUUGGAUAAACUAAAGGAACAAUAUAAAGCCAUGGUAGCAGAUGUAGAUUACCUGUCACAAGAAUGGAUUGAUGCAUGGACAGAAGCUUGUGAGACUAUGGAAGCAAUGGAAGAAGAUCGUGUAGAAUUGAUAAAGUAUAACAUAUGGGAGUAUGCUAAUCUGGCUUCGGCCCGAUUAUUAAUUCAGGACGAGUGGUGUGAAGUGAUACGAAAACAAUUAGAAAAGUGUAGCGCUGAAGAAGAAAUCGAAAAGUGUAUUUCAAGUUAUGGAACAGGGUCAACUAUUCCAACUACGAACGAGUACGUUGGUGAAGUCAUGAAGGAGUUGAAGAAAAAACAGCCAAAGCCCAUAGAAGAAAGAGACAAAGGUCAUAUGACAGAGGGCACAAUACGACAUAAAGUGAGUGACAACAUGGGUAGCACUGCAUCUCGAGGCCAAAUCAAGAGAAAGCCUUUGAACAAGUCUUUAAUGGAACAAGUAUCUCAACAUCAUCAUCAGCAAGAACAGACUGUACCUGAAGACACAACAACAAAGGAAAAGCCAAAGUCGGUUGAAGCCAUCUUGAGCUCGAUAGAUGCUCAAAAGAAUAACAGUGCAAAUAGAGAUUUUCAUCGUAGACAACCCUCUGAAUACAAGCCUGAUACAGGGUCAAUUCCUACUCGACGUGGUCAACGAACUAUAAAGGAGGUUAUUGAUGCGCCGGAGCAGCCUCCUAAAUCUCCACGUCCAACAGCUCAAGUUAUCCAGCCUGAAGAUCAUAGCGGUAGCUCAAAGAUCAUUGUCCAGCAACAGCAACAGCCAUUAAAUCAACAAUCACAACAACAGCAGAAUCAUCAUCAUCAUCAGCAACCAUCAAGUCAACACCAUGUUUUUCCUCCAACGGCACAAUACCAGCCAUAUGCCCCGGCAACACAGCAACCAUAUGCUCCAAUAGAUCAACGAUCACCCAUGAUACAACCACAAAGAUCGCCUAUGAUGCAACCACAGCGAUCACCUAUGAUACAACCUCAACGUUCACCCAUGAUGCAGCCAGUGGCAAUGCAGGCGCCUAUAUCCCCUAUGAUGCAACCACAGCGCUCUCCAAUGAUUGCCCCUCAAGCUUCGCCUAUGAUGCAGCCAUACCAAAGAUCUAUUCCCCCACCCAUUACCAUUCCAAAUUACAUGGCUCCUUCUCCACAACCAUCACCGGCCAUGGCCUAUUCAUCAUCGCCCAUACUUCGCUGGCCAACUAAUUAUAUUGACGGAAGGCCGAUCAUAGCUUGGGCACGCUCAAAAUACGACUAUGCGCCCACAGAUGCUACAGAAAUCCCUUUGACGAAGCAUUGUUUAGUAGGUGUAUUAGAAUCAGACUUGUCAGAAGAGUCAUGGUGGAUAGGCGCAGUAUGGGACGAAUAUCGUCAGACGUGGUCUAAUGCUGGUUCUGUUCCUGGUAACUUUAUGGAGAAGCUAUAAUAAGGCUACAUGCUUGUGUAUUUUAUAUAACAAUAUAAUAAAACGGAAAAAAAAAGUAUGAUAGAAUAAAAGAUAGGGGCUCAUGCUCUGUUGCCAAAUGGUGAAUGUGGUCGCGUUAUCGCCAUGACUUUCUUUGAUCUAUUUAUUUUAGGCGCUAGCUGAUUGUGCCUGUUUCUUAUUAUUUCAAGACUUAAGACUAGCUCAUAUUUAUCACUAUUCAUCUACUUUUUCUUGAUUUGUUUAUCUGGAGCACCUUCUCACACUAAACGUGAUAUGCUCUGACACUUUCUUUUC
Messenger RNA from Rhizopus microsporus ATCC 52813, 2275 nucleotides. RefSeq lists its product as uncharacterized. Gene Ontology annotation, cellular component: cell division site; plasma membrane; cytoplasm. The record is from RefSeq and is a predicted model, not a curated record. Lineage: Eukaryota; Fungi; Mucoromycota; Mucoromycetes; Mucorales; Rhizopodaceae. Gene Ontology annotation, molecular function: protein binding. The coding region runs from base 32 to 1981 and encodes 649 amino acids. Gene Ontology annotation, biological process: cytoskeleton organization. The transcript is spliced from 8 exons.